This is a messenger RNA of Bombyx mori (domestic silkworm), 5030 nucleotides long. RefSeq names its product H/ACA ribonucleoprotein complex subunit 4 (gene Nop60B). Gene Ontology annotation, cellular component: box H/ACA snoRNP complex. The record is from RefSeq and is a predicted model, not a curated record. The transcript is spliced from 2 exons. The coding region runs from base 239 to 1771 and encodes 510 amino acids. Gene Ontology annotation, biological process: rRNA pseudouridine synthesis; mRNA pseudouridine synthesis; snRNA pseudouridine synthesis. NCBI's taxonomy places the organism in Eukaryota, Metazoa, Arthropoda, Insecta, Lepidoptera, Bombycidae. Gene Ontology annotation, molecular function: RNA binding; pseudouridine synthase activity.
UCUGUUUUAAUGUUGGCACAACGAGCUUUGCACGUUGGCGCCAUCUGACCAUAAUCAUACGCAAACAAAUCUGAAGCUAACCUCAACCGAAUCGCACGUGCUAUAUGGCCGAGCAUUGUGUUAUAUUUUCAAAGUUCUUUCAAUAAACAGUGCCCGAUUAUAGGGCAUUGUUUACCCAAGUGAUUGCGUCGAUCGCCUAAAAUUAAGAGUAAGAAAAGAUACGUGUUAAUUCAUCAAAAUGACGGAGGUACUGCAGCCCGGUAACGACACACUUUCAGAGAAGAAAAAGAAAAAAAACAAGGAUGGUGUUUCGUUGGGAGCUUUUCAGACAAUUGGCGACUUCAAAAUCGAACCUUCGGAGAGCGUGAAGAAGCUGGACACCGCUUACUGGCCUUUGUUGUUGAAAAACUUCGAUCGCUUAAAUGUGCGCACUAACCAUUACACGCCGCUACCAUUCGGCAACUCGCCUUUAAAACGCCCCAUCUCUGAUUACGUCAAAUCUGGCUUCAUCAACGUCGACAAACCGAGCAACCCCAGCUCCCACGAAGUAGUUUCAUGGAUAAAACGUAUUUUAAAAGUCGAAAAGACUGGUCAUUCGGGCACGCUCGAUCCGAAAGUUACGGGUUGCCUUAUCGUUUGCAUAGACCGCGCCACGAGACUCGUCAAAUCACAACAGAACGCUGGCAAAGAGUAUGUAGCCGUUUUCAACUUGCAUUCAGCCGUAGAGAAUAUUCAAAAAGUCACACAGGGCUUGGAGAAGCUGCGUGGAGCUCUAUUCCAGAGGCCCCCGCUUAUAUCGGCCGUGAAGCGACAACUGCGUGUCAGGACGGUGUACGACAGUAAACUCCUGGAUUUCGACCAGGACAAGAAUAUUGGGGUGUUCUGGGUUAGUUGCGAGGCUGGAUCGUAUAUCCGGACGAUGUGUGUGCAUUUAGGUCUGAUGCUUGGCGUCGGAGGUCAGAUGAUCGAACUCAGACGAGUACGGUCCGGCAUUCAGGGCGAGAAGGAAGGCAUGGUCACGAUGCACGACAUCCUAGAUGCACAAUGGUCGUAUGAAAACCACAAAGACGAGACUUAUCUUCGUCGAGUAAUCAAACCUCUGGAAGGCCUCCUGAUUGCUCACAAAAGGAUAUUUAUCAAAGACAGCGCUGUUAAUGCUGUUUGCUACGGAGCCAAAGUGCUGUUACCAGGUAUUUUAAGAUACGAAGACGGCAUCGAAGUUGACCAAGAAAUCGUAAUAGUCACCACUAAAGGUGAGGCAGUAGCGUUGGCCGUUGCUCUGAUGACCACGUCUACGAUGGCCUCAUGCGAUCAUGGUGUAGCCGCGAAACUCAAGCGUGUCAUAAUGGAACGAGACACGUACCCCAGAAAAUGGGGUCUCGGACCGAAAGCCUCACAGAAAAAAAUCCUCAUACAACAAGGGAAACUUGACAAAUAUGGCAAACCAAAUGAGAACACACCAAAAGAAUGGUUAAACAGUUACGUCAACUAUAAUGUUAAGAAAGAACCGGAGAAUGGUGACGGUGUCGAGGAAGGCAGCAGAAAGCGAACGGCAAGCACAGCUAACGCAGAAGAUCCCGAUGUCUCCAUAGAGGUGAAGCAGGAAAAGAAGAAGAAGAAGAAAAAGAGAGAUAGUGAAGCCCCUGCCGAAGCAGACGCCACUAUGGACACAUCGGAGUCACCAGAGACAGCAGAACAACCAGCAGAUGAUUCUGUGCGCAAAGAGAAGAAAAAGAAAAAGAAGAAAGAUAAACAAGAGGUUGAUGAAUGAAUUUGAUGUUGCAAAACAAACAGUUUGUAGAUUUUAAACUGAGUUACGUUUAGAUUUGAAAGACAACAUUGUACAGCUUAUAUUAAGAAAUUGCGUUUUUUGAAUUCGACAUACAUUUAUCAGUGAUACAAUAAUCGGAUAUAUAAAUGUAAAAAGUUGGAGAUUUCAUAUUGAAUUAACAGAAACAAGAUUAAUGAAAUAAGUAUUAUAUUCGUAGCAGAAGGUAUUUUCACAAAAUUAAAUGUAAUUAAUCUAAUUUGUAAUUAGAGAAAAAAAAUUCCCACCAUCUCUUAUCAAUAAUAUGUAUGGAAAUUUAAAAACAAAACUGCUAUGUUAAGUAUAUCAAAUUUAUUGGUAAAAUGGUACCCUUUAUUGGAAAAAUUUUGAAAACUAAACACAAAACUGGAUUAUUCAAAAAGUAUCUAAAGUGAACAUUUAAUAACAAGGCAAGUUUAGGCAACUAGGAAAAAUACUGAUUACCUUCAAAUUUAAUUAAAUUUCAAUAUGGCUGCUUUUCACGAGGGCCUUGACCUUGUCUCUCAGCUGAUUCUGACAAUUUGGUUACAUUGUGUGUUGUCAAGAAACUUCAAUAAUAGUAAUUUUAAUUUUGAAUAUUAACUUCAAAUCAAACUAAACUUUAUGUUUUAUUUUACUGAAAUAGUUUCUUUACACACUAAGAAUAUUAAGUGUAAUUACGAAGUAACAUGUACCCAUAAAUAUGUCAUAAGAAAUGGACAUGGUAUUAAUUGAGAAUGGUUCUCUUUUAAGCGUAAAAAAUAUAAGUAAAUUCAAAUUUUGAUGUAGUUCCGUUUGGAAUGGACAAAUGUCUAUGGCGUUUACAAUAUUUUAACUUUAGCAAUAUGUUACAUUGUGAUUUAGCACGUAAACUACUUAAAAAAUACUGUUUUUUGAAGUUAUACUUUUUAAGGCGCGUUAUGAAAAAUUGAUGAGAGUGAAAUUUUACGAUGCGCGCGCACCGUGACACAAAAUUAACAGAAUGAAGUUGUCCACUAAAUCGCUCAUUACAAUACAACCGACGUAACUUGGCGAGUCUGAAUAUAGCCGCAGGUGAACUUUCCGAACCGUACCGAGAAUUACCGAAUUUAUACGAUGUCAAGAAAAGGGAUGUCAAAUAUGCGUGUUUGAGGAUGUUGUUUAAUCGAUUUUUUUCAAAUUGAUUAAAAUUUAAAUAAAAAAAAAAAAAUAAAUUUAAUAAAAAUAAAGUAAAUCUUCUUACGCGCGUACAUAAGUACACGCACCCUUUUAUAUGUCUAAUCUAUUGUGUCAAAGAGAGUCUUAAACAUUGUCAAAGAAUAUAUGAGUCGUCUAUUAUCAAAGGUGGCAAUCAUUUGGACAAAAAUUUUUUAUUGAUAUGUCAAUACAGAUUGAUUUGAAUAUAAUCGUCUCCUUCAAAGAAUACGGUUCAAAACCUGCAUUAAAUAAAGGUUAAUAGUUAACCUAUUAUUAUCUAAGAUGUCGUUCCGAAGAGUUUUGUGACUGCCAAUGGAAUACAAAGUCAAUAAUUCGUUUUUCUGAUUUACCAAUCAUUGUCCAAAAGUCAGAUUGCCGGCUUUGAUAAUAGUCGACUCAUAUAUUCUAAUCCACAUUUAAUUGAGUAGUUAGUAAUCUUUGACACUAUUGUUGUGUUACAGAUCCAAUUUGAUAAUCCUAUGCGUGUUCUAGCCACACACAACUCGACAAAAUCUUUUGUGAUUUUUUUUAUAUGAAUAUGCAUUACAUAAAUAGAGUAUGCAUGUAUAAUAAUAACUCCCAACUGCUCCAGACUCUCUUUUAACCGAGCUGAAAUCAUUUGCCUCAAAAAAAAAGGUUAGUCAUUUCCGUUCUAAAACUCCAAUCCAUAAAAUUGCAGAACUCAAUGCUCAAAUUGCUAAAGUUAAAAUUUUGUAAUUUGUCGUCGUUUAUUAAAACAUUGUACAUUGUUAAGAUAGUUUAUAAGAUUAGUUCAUAAGUGGUACGAAUGAAUAAUGAGGAAUGAUGUUUUUUUUUUUCAAAAUAAAAGUCCCUAACAACUCUUUUGUAUUUUUUAGUGCUUAAACUUAGAUUCAGAAACAAAAACCUCAAAAUACAUAUAGAAAAUUAUUGAACGAUAAAACAAUUUAAAUUAAUAGGAAAACUGGCAUCUUUCAAUGCAGUUCUUGUCCAUGUCUAAUAACCAAUUUUUGAAUUAUUUUGAUAAUUUAAUACAUUUUCUUGAUAAUCUAUCCUUUAUGUUGCCAUAAAUUCAGUCUAUUUGCCAAGCAAUAGAUCGUAAUGGCUAGGCCAUGUUUGGCGAUAGGAUAGUCUGUGGUGUUUUUGUCCCAAUAAAAAAAUAACUUAACAUUGCAUUUAUGAUACGGGUGUAAAUAUAUUUUAUUAUUUUUCAAUAAUAAUAAGCCUUUCCCAACAAUAAAGGCACAAUGGUAGAUAUAAUAGUUUUUAUAAGUAUAUAUUAUAUACAUAAAUCUAUGCGACUGUAUUUAGUUAAGAUUUAUAAAAAUAAAAUUAGAUUAUAGGUUAUACGCGGGUUUGCGUGUAAAAUCUAUUUUGCAAAAUUCUGAUCGCUUCGCAUGCCGACAAUUUUUUAAUUAGGUGUCGUAAGCUUAAAACUAAAAUAAAAUGCACUAUAUUUUAUAUAAUUAUAUUGUUCCUUUGUUUUAGAAUUAGUUUUUUUUUUAAUCAUUUUGAGCUGGUGAAAUUUAGAUUAGAAUUUUAAAUGUCAUUGACGUAUUUAAGUCUUUGAUUGAAAAUGCUUACCCCUCGUAGAAUAUGUAACACUAACUAAUCUAACCAUAGAUGAGACAUAUUAUUAUAUAGACAGCAUAACACUGGUGGAAGAUAAAACGUAUUUACGACUUUGCGUCUCACUCAGUCGUUCGUGACCUUGGAAGUAGUAAAGAAAAGAAAGAUAAGAUAAAUAAAAUUACUUUACGGCUCAUUCAAACGCCUGUGACCACAAAAACUGAAGAAAAAAACCCCGGAAAUACCUAAUUUAAAAUGACAAUAAAAAACAAGAGGUUAAACCGUGAAGUUGUAUUAAAAAAAGCAUUUAAGCUUAAGUUCAAGUGAAGUUCUAAAAGUCUAAAUAUAAAUUUUAAAUCCAAUAUAAAUCCAAUUAUUUGAGGGUUUGAGACCUCUUGGAGUCAAUAAGGUAUUUAGUUUUGUCAGAUGGUAAGUAAAAUAUCAUCUUGAGUUUAUAUUUGUAAGUACGUAAUGGAAGAAGAUUUUUGUGACAUUGAAAUAAACUAUUUUUAAGGAAAAA